Messenger RNA from Camelus dromedarius (Arabian camel), 806 nucleotides. RefSeq names its product ribosomal biogenesis factor (gene RBIS). Gene Ontology annotation, cellular component: nucleolus. The transcript is spliced from 6 exons. The record is from RefSeq and is a predicted model, not a curated record. NCBI's taxonomy places the organism in Eukaryota, Metazoa, Chordata, Mammalia, Artiodactyla, Camelidae. The coding region runs from base 446 to 748 and encodes 100 amino acids. Gene Ontology annotation, biological process: ribosome biogenesis.
CGCCCUGUGGGCGGGGCGUCUCUCGGUGGACGGAACCCUUGACUGGCUCCCUCCUCCCGGAACUUCCUGGAUCCUGAGCGUGCAAGUGGCGUCACCUGGAGCGUGAGCAGCUGCGCGAGGAUAUCCGAGUAAUUCGGAGUGCUGUUGGGGUUCAGAAGCGUUGCUGUCUCUGUUGAGCAAUUUCCUGAGGCUAGACUUUGAAGGAUAUAAAUUUCAGUCAAGAGAUACAAUGUGAGCAAAGGAAAGAAAGGAAGAAUGUGCAAGGUGUCUUCAGAGAGCUAUGAGUUCACUAGGCCAGAAAUUAAUGUGGAGCCUCCUGUGGGUCAAGUGCUGGAGCUGUAGAGAAUUAGAUACACGCUCUGCACUCAAACAGAAAAUCUGGUAGGGGCCCAAAGCAUGGAAAUAAUUUCAACAUAAGCAGCAACUUCAAGAAGAACCAAGAACAAUGGCCAAGAACAAACUAAGAGGGCAGAAGUCCAGGAAUGUAUUCCACAUAGCUAGCCAAAAAAGCUUUAAGGUUAAAAAUAAAGCAAAACCAGUUACCACUAAUCUUAAGAAGAUAAAGAUUGUGAAUGAUGAAAAAGUGAACAGAAUGAACAAAGCCUUUAUAGAUAUACAAAAGGAGCUUGCACAUUUCUCAAGAGGCCUUUGCCUUGAACCUCUGCAGAAACAGCUGAUUCCUGAGCAGCGUCGCGAAGACAAACCAGUUAACGUUGAUGAAGCUACAAGAUUAAUGGCUCAGCUGUAAUACACCAGUGAUGCAGUAAAUUCCCCAAAUAGACCAAUAAAUUAAAUGUUUCAUACAA